Molecule: messenger RNA, 759 nt
Organism: Limanda limanda (common dab)
Lineage: Eukaryota; Metazoa; Chordata; Actinopteri; Pleuronectiformes; Pleuronectidae
Product: transmembrane protein 182-like
Exons: 5
Coding region: 1-759 (252 amino acids)
Cellular component (GO): membrane
Source: RefSeq, a predicted model, not a curated record
AUGAGGGUGGGAGCCGCGGCCUUGGCUGGGGGGAUUUUUGGGGCAGUGGGGACCCUGUGUUUCCUCCUGGCCUUUGGUACAGACUACUGGCUGGUGGCCAGUGACAACUGUGGACCACAUACAUGGCCGACACAAACAACCCAGACAGGGGGGAAAGAUGUCAAUGGGACUGAGGUCCAGUCAGACGUGGAACCAGUCACUGUUCCUCAGAAGUUGCUCACCCUCCACCAUGAGGGCUUCUUCUGGCGCUGUGUGUUUCAGGUGGAGCCUGCAGCAGAUGCAGUCGUGGCCACUCUCUUCACAAACCAGCCAGAGUCCAAGUUGUGUAGCCAUGGUUACCUGUUCCCUCUACCUGUCGCACUUGGACAGGUGCCUCAUCCCAGUUAUGACGCCACAGCAGUGUUUCGGGGUUUCUGGACCGUGCUGAUAAUCCUCGGGCUGGUCUCAGCUCUGGCUGGAGGCUUCCUCCUGGUCUGUGGUGUCCCCUUCAUCAGCCCCCGACUCUACAAGCUGGGUGGAGCCUUCCUCAUCGCUGCUGCCUGCUUGUUCCUGUUCAUGCUGCUGCUCUACGUCCUGUGGAUGGAGGCGGUGGACGUGAAAAGCUACGUCCUGCAGGAAAGGGGAGAGGCCUGUCCAGACGCCAAGGUUUCUGUGCUCUACGGCCUGUCGUUCAUGGUGGCAGUUGCUGGCGUGCCUCUGGAGCUCGUCUCUGGGUUGGUUUUCAUGCUGGUGGGCCGGGCGCUGCGUGCCAGCAAGUGA